Mesorhabditis spiculigera is the source of this 390-nucleotide messenger RNA. The record is from the annotation of a GenBank genome assembly. Lineage: Eukaryota; Metazoa; Nematoda; Chromadorea; Rhabditida; Rhabditidae.
AUGAUCCUGAUCGUCGGCGUCGUGUUGCUGGCCAUCUUCUUCGUCACGAUGCUGAUGCUUCGCGGCUGUUUCUGCGACUGCUUCGGCCCGAUGUACUGGGGAUGCGGCAGAAAGGACGAGGAGGAGGAUCGCCCUCUUGAUCAAGAAGUCCUCCAGAAGAUGCUCAACGAGUGCAAGAAGAGCGAUGUCAGGAGGGAGCUGAUGGCCCACGAGCAAGAGUACGGUCCCGUCUCCACGAUCUCAGAUGGGAUGGCUCAGCCCUAUAACACUACCGUUAUCGUCCCUUCCGCGCCGGCAGAGUACAGAAGACCUGCCUCCCCUCCGCCAGCCUACAGCUCCGUCGCCGGAAGUGCCGAACGACUCAACUCCCAGAUGCCACAUACCCAGAUU